GUGGUAUUUAAACUUUAUGCUAAUCUCUAUCUAAAUGUUGUAAUCUCGAAACACUAAUACUUGACAUUUGUCAAAAUGAAAUUAAUGAAGAAGGAAUUGAAAUGUUAUGCUCUUAUCUAUAAAAAUGUCUAAGUUUGACAACUUUCACUCUUUGUUUAGAUGAGAAUCAAAUACAAAAUUCGGGUUCAAAUCACUUAGGGAUGGCUUUACUAGAGUGCAAAAAUUUGAAUAAAGUUAGUUUAAACUUAUUUGAAAACUCUAUUUCAGAUUAAGGAAUAUACUAUUUAGCUAAUAAUUUGUCUAAAUGUUUAAAUCUUAUUGAUUUAAAUUUAAACUUAAGCAGCAAUUUAGUAAAUUCAGAAGGUGCAAUUGAACUAGGGAAAGCACUUUCAAGCUCUUAAAGUUUAAGAUAUUUGAAAUUGUGUUUAUCGUUUAAUAACAUUGGUGCAGAUGGUGCUUUUGGCUUAAGUUUUUAUUUGUAAAAUUCUAGUAGCCUUAAAUAUUUGAUAAUAGACUUAUGUGCAAACAAGCUAAAAUCAGAAGGAGUAGUUAAACUAGAAUCUAUCUUGCAUUUAUUCUUGAAUAUUUAUCAUUUAAAUAUUUAUUUAAGUAAAAAUGGGAUUGAAAAUAACUUAAAAAACAAGAUGCAAAGAAAAAUUUUUAAGAAUAAGAGAUUAGUUUGUAAAUAUAUUUAAAUUUGA
Molecule: messenger RNA, 701 nt
Organism: Tetrahymena thermophila SB210
Lineage: Eukaryota; Ciliophora; Oligohymenophorea; Hymenostomatida; Tetrahymenidae
Product: kinase domain protein
Exons: 8
Biological process (GO): activation of GTPase activity; nucleocytoplasmic transport
Cellular component (GO): perinuclear region of cytoplasm; cytosol; nucleus
Molecular function (GO): small GTPase binding; GTPase activator activity
Source: RefSeq, a predicted model, not a curated record